AUGGCAAACUCCCCGUAUAAGACACCCCCGAGCCACCGUCUCACCGUCUCCUCACUCCUCUCGCCCCCUGAGAUGAAGCGCUCAGAGUCGUUUAGCUCUUCAAUUGCGCCCGCAUACCCCCAAUCACCCUUCUCCUCGUUCAAUUCUGCGUCAUUGAAGCCUGCCAUGGAGACCGACAUCCGCGCCUACCAGGCAGCAGUGCACGCCAACCGCGACGCUUACGCCUCGCCACCAAUUUCGCCAUUCGAUACACAGUCGCAGAAAGAGAAUGUGGACAUGUUGGAGGAUCAGGGCUCGCGGGAUCCCCAGCUGUUCGUCUCGGGCGAUGCAGCGGUUCCAGUCGCUGAUGUCCCGCUGUUUCCUCCCCAGGAGUCAGCAGAGCCGGCCUCACAAGACAUCAUCGCCGAACACAUGAAGUCUUCCGACUAUGCCCAACUAGAGUGCAAACCUUCUCGCGAGGACUACGAAUUGGCAAUCUCUUUUCGCUCCACCGUCUUUGAUCUGGCUGUCAAGAAUCCCCGCAAAUGGUGGGAGCAGGAGCGACGGUUCGAUCAGUACUACGGAAGACCAAGCGGCGUCGAGAAGCGACCAGCACUGAAGAAGCUCGCUCCCGCGCCUUCGUCCCGGCCCCGUCAGCCCAAGGUUCCCCUUGCACGGCUGCCACCUCGCGCGCCUCGUGCACCCAAGGCCAAGCGGACUCCUCAGGCCCAAAUCUACGACUCUUUCGACUACACCCCAGCCUCGGCGUCCCCAAAGCCUGCGCGGCCAGCCACCAACCGCGACGACACCGACUACAAUGCCCUUCCCGACUACUCGCCGCCCCUCGACACUCUCCCCAAGGGCAACAGCAAAAUCCUCAAGGCUGAAUGGAAGGGCACGGUGCUCGAUCUUUCUAAUGAUCCCGAUCGCCACAUGCUGCACGAGGCUGAGCUCCAGCUUGCCGCUACGCUCCGCCUCAAUUGCGCAACCUACCUCUGCAGCAAACGACGUGUCUUCCAAGCCCGCAUUGACGCAUUGAAGAUCGGAAAGGAAUUCCGCAAGACAGAUGCUCAGCAGGCCUGCAAGAUCGACGUCAACAAAGCUAGUAAGUUGUGGCAGUCGUACGAUAGGGUCGGCUGGUUCAGCCCAGACUACUUCCGCAAGUAUCUCUGA
Messenger RNA from Cucurbitaria berberidis CBS 394.84, 1152 nucleotides. RefSeq lists its product as uncharacterized. The record is from RefSeq and is a predicted model, not a curated record. NCBI's taxonomy places the organism in Eukaryota, Fungi, Ascomycota, Dothideomycetes, Pleosporales, Cucurbitariaceae. The transcript has a single exon. Gene Ontology annotation, cellular component: SAGA-type complex; nucleus. The coding region runs from base 1 to 1152 and encodes 383 amino acids. Gene Ontology annotation, molecular function: chromatin binding; protein binding; transcription coactivator activity. Gene Ontology annotation, biological process: chromatin remodeling; regulation of transcription by RNA polymerase II.